AUGAAUAGCAGAGAAAUAUCAGGUAUCAAUCUGAAUAUAGGAAUUAGGGGAACCUCAUGGGUUUCCAAGGGAAUCAGGAAGGGAAUCAAGGAUGCCCUAAUCACCCACUCCCCUAAUCCUAAAAGAGCGCCCUCUGACCAAUCAGCAUCCGGGUCAGUCGACCAGAAUGAGUCUCCAUCGCAGAUCGACGGUGAUCAUUCAUCUUCGUCUCAGGUCGAUAACAAUGAAGCGCCGACAGACACCGACGAUGAUGCUCCGUUGAAUAUCGACGGUAUUGUAGACGCUUUACCUGAGGAAUUCUUCGUGAAGGUCAACCUCAGUGAUGUCCACUUCUUGUUGUGGACGAGGAGUAACCCAGCAAACGGCAGCUAUUACGAGCUCUUGGUCGAUGACGUCAGCAACCUGAAGGCGUCGCCUUUCGAUGGGGCCAAACCGACGGUCGUCCUGUGCCACGGGUGGCUUGGAAGUGGGAAAUCCAAGUGGAUUUAUCAGGCCAAAACAGAAUUUCUGAAGAACCAGGACUGUAAUUUCAUUGCCAUUGACUGGCAGAAGAUUGCUAGUCAUCUGAAUUAUCCUGACGUUGCUAAAAAUAUCCCAGAGGUAGGGAAGCAUGUCGCUGCAUUUGUGGACUACCUCCACACUGAAGGUGGUCUCAACGUCAAUACACUCUAUGUGACUGGCCAUUCAUUAGGGGCUCAUCUUGUGGCCAUCAUGGGGUCAAAUGUACAAAAUGGUCCUGUGGGUAGAAUUACAGGUUUAGAUCCAGCUGGGCCUGGAUUCGAAGACGCUCCUGAUGAGUUUAGGCUGGACAAAAGUGAUGCAACUUUUGUGGAUGUCAUCCACUCAAAUGCCUGCCCACUGAGUGAGCUUUGCUUAGGUCUGAAUGGCUCUUAUGGCCAUGUUGACUUCUUCCCUAAUGGAGGAAAGCGACAGCCUGGCUGCACAGCAUUGGGAUACUUCCUCGACAUGUUGGGUAACUGCAGCCAUGAGCGCUCGCGCAAAUACUGGAUAGAGAGUAUAAACGGAGCUACACCAUUCACGGCAGUGCCUUGUCCUGAUUUGGACUCUUACGAGGCAGGAGACUGCGUAGAUUGUGGGCCGGGAUGCCUCGACAUGGGAGCUCAUGUCAAUACUCAGUAA
Macrobrachium nipponense is the source of this 1140-nucleotide messenger RNA. Its product is annotated as inactive pancreatic lipase-related protein 1-like. Bases 1 to 1140 code for a protein of 379 amino acids. Lineage: Eukaryota; Metazoa; Arthropoda; Malacostraca; Decapoda; Palaemonidae. Gene Ontology annotation, biological process: lipid catabolic process. The record is from RefSeq and is a predicted model, not a curated record. The transcript has 8 exons. Gene Ontology annotation, molecular function: lipase activity.